Molecule: messenger RNA, 2176 nt
Organism: Dermatophagoides farinae (American house dust mite)
Lineage: Eukaryota; Metazoa; Arthropoda; Arachnida; Sarcoptiformes; Pyroglyphidae
Source: RefSeq, a predicted model, not a curated record
GAUUAUAAUCAAUCGAUGGAAAUAAAAAAAAAGGUUUGAAAUGGCAUUGAUGGCUCAAAGCACUAAAUGCAAUGAAUUUCUAUUUCUUUACGAUUUAUAGAGUUUAUCCUACGCUCACAUCACAUAUACAAUAAAUGCCAACCAAACAAAUCCACCAGAACAACUACAAUCAACAACAAUAACAACAUUCAAAUAAAGCAAAACCGACCAACGAACGAAAGAAAAUCUCAUUCUAAACAUUUAACAUUCGAUCGUGUCUCGUGUGUCUGUAUGGCAAAAAUUGUUUACAAAUUUUCAGAUGACCAUCAUCAUCACCCAACGAUAAUAAUCAAACAUAAGGAUAGCCAUUAAACCAUAACAACAAAAGCAAUGAACAUUUGCCGAGUUGCCAAUUUAGUUGAAUCACUUUGAAUUGGGUUUUGUUUUGUUGAAUGAAGAAGUAGCAUUAUUGUGUAUCCAAUAUAUAUCUCAUAUGGGAAUGGUUGUGUGGUCGGAACAUGUAUAUAAUUUAUAUUCAUGACGCCUUUUUUCGUACAUCCAACCAUAAGCACAUAUCAAUCUCUCUGCAGAUAGAUCUACUACAACCACGACGACCAUGAAAGAAUGAACAGCUACAACAACGGCUACAACGAAUGGAAAAUCAUCAUCAUUGUCGACAAGUGAAAAAAAAGUCUUAUCCCAGUGAAAGUGAAAGUUUCAUUCAUUCAUUCAUUCAUUCGUUGAUACCUGCAUCAAACACAAAAUAACAAACAGAAAAUCGACAAGAAUCCACCGACAGAGAGAGUAUAUAAAUAUCGGUUUGGUUUGGUAUGUCUUUGUAUUAUGUGUCGGUUCUACUUUUUCAAUGAUAUUUGUAUAUUGAGACGACAUUUUGCUUGCUUGUAAAGUUGUGUCAUUCACACAUUCAUUUAUUGCGUGUGUUAAUCAACGUAUUUAUUCAAACGUUUCCUAGUUUUGUUUUGUUUUGUUUUGUUUUCUAUCAUCUGAACAAUCAUAAAUCAUCAUCAUAAAUUUUAUCAACCCAAAUUUAUUGUAUGUGUGUUCCAAUAACCUAGUUUUGUGGUUGUUCGUUGGUAAUCUGUUUUAUUGUUCCACUUUUUUUAGUGUUUUUUUUUGGUUGUGUUUGCUAUUUCAUUCAAUUAUUCAUUUAAAAUCAUCUAAUCACUGAAAUAAUCAUGGCACCAGAACGUAAAGUUCCUGUACAAAGGUCGGAUAAUAAUCUGAUUGAUCAAGAAUUCAGUUCAAUUCGUACACGAUUUGAAGAUGAAAUGAAAAAAAUGGAAGAAGAAAUGAAUAGAUUCCGUACACAACUUAUGGAUCGUGAACGAACAUUUUUUGGACCUAGUAGUUUAUCAAGUGGUAAUUCGACAACACGUUCAACAUUUGGUCGUGAAUUGGAAAGUUCAGCACCAGGUUCGAAAGUUGGACAGAUGACCACACAUUGGUUGGAUGAUCUUAAUUCACCACUUGUACAGGAUAGUCCAGAUGGUGGUAAAGUAUUAAAAUUACGUUUCGAUGUCACACAAUAUGCACCAGAAGAAAUUGUUGUCAAAACAAUUGAUAAUCGUCUUCAGGUCCAUGCUAAACACGAAGAAAAAAGUGACAAUAAAAGCGUUUAUCGUGAAUAUAAUCGUGAAUUUUUAUUACCGAAAGGUACGAAUCCAGAAUUGAUUCGUUCAUCGUUAUCAAAAGAUGGCGUAUUGACUGUCGAAUCACCAUUACCGGCAUUGGAAUAUCAUGAUGGUGAAAAACGUAUUCCCAUUCAACAUAAAUAAUGAAUAAUCAACGCCGAAAAUUUAAUGAUUUCUGGUGAUUGGAAAAAAAAUAUUAAUCAACAUCCAACACACACAUACACAUCAUUUAUCAUACCGGAUAUGCUUAAUUUUUUUUUUUUUUUCUUGUUUUGAUUGUUGUUCGUCGUAACCACAAUACAAAUCCACACAAACACUAACAAUAAACAAAACACAAGGCAGCAUUAUAUUCAUCAAUUUUUUUUUUUCGGUGUGCAUUUCAUUUGUAUUUAGAAUUUAAUUCUAUAUGGAUCAGAUGCCUUUAAAAAAGGGUUUAAAAUUCCUGAAUCGAUCAGUUUUUUUCUAUAACAUGUGGUCAUUUGUUUCUGUUCAUUGUCAUUAUUUUUUGGCUCAAUUUGAAUAAAUAAUUAAAAUCACUGAGGAUA